AUGCUUUCUCGAGCUUCUCGCAACCCUGACGGCUUGGUCAACCACAUUGCAACUGAAGACAGUCGUACUCAGCAAUAUCAAUAUCCGCAACACCCUUCCCUACCUCUCUCACUCUUUAUGAACACCACGUUCGGUCAACACACGAAAGUUGGCCUGCAGCAGAUCCACAAACGAGUGUACAAAUCCAUUGCAUUCUUCCUCCUGCGAAGGAUCGAGGAGUUUGGGUGUCAAGACCGCUGCUCCAGCGCCAGCACCGGCACCGCCAGCACCAACGCCAGCAUCAGCACCCGAUCACCGCCCCUCUACUACGGCGCGGCGCCCCUCGCCGUCGGAGACGACCGUCUCGCAAAUCACAAUCGCGACGCUGUGCCGCACCAAAAAGACGACGACGACAACAACAACAACAACAAACUGCGGCCGCUGUUGUCGCUGAAACUGGAGUCUGAGCUGCAACACGACGUCAACAACGGGCCGGCAUACCAUUCAAUUCGACUGACGCCCUUGAUUGAAACACCGCCUUCGUCAGUCGGCUACCUUAGUCUGGAACCUAUACAGUUCAUCGCCAUUAUCACCUUCACCACCCCUGGCGACGGCACAAUCCAGCACAAGACAGCCAUAACUCGGAAGAGACACCGAGCCCCGAGCCUCGAGUCCGUCGCCUAA
Colletotrichum higginsianum IMI 349063 is the source of this 663-nucleotide messenger RNA. RefSeq lists its product as uncharacterized. The record is from RefSeq and is a predicted model, not a curated record. NCBI's taxonomy places the organism in Eukaryota, Fungi, Ascomycota, Sordariomycetes, Glomerellales, Glomerellaceae. Bases 1 to 663 code for a protein of 220 amino acids. The transcript is spliced from 5 exons.